Molecule: messenger RNA, 2476 nt
Organism: Uloborus diversus
Lineage: Eukaryota; Metazoa; Arthropoda; Arachnida; Araneae; Uloboridae
Gene: ric8a
Product: synembryn-A-like
Exons: 15
Coding region: 41-1780 (579 amino acids)
Biological process (GO): G protein-coupled receptor signaling pathway
Cellular component (GO): cytoplasm
Molecular function (GO): guanyl-nucleotide exchange factor activity; G-protein alpha-subunit binding
Source: RefSeq, a predicted model, not a curated record
AUUUUUUUUCGUAAACAAGCAGAAAUUCUUCUCUUUUGACAUGGAUGAAACAAUUUUAAAGAAAUUGGAAACAUGUUCAGAAAAUGACGUAAAUGAAGCAUUAGUGGAGUUCAACAAAAAACAUGCUCAGUCUUUUUCGUUUCCUGAGUUGGGUGUCCAGUUGAAAAAACGGUUUGUCACUUUACUAUUCAAACAGAUUUCUAAUUGCAAAACUGGGCAAACCAUAUGUCUGGAAACCAUUCGAAUCUUAAGUCGUGAGAAGUCUCAAAUUGAGGAACUCUUCACGAAACAGAUGAUUGGAGUUUUGGUGAAUUUAGCUGGUCUAAUUGCGGAAGAAGAAGAAAUUCUUAAUCAUUGUACUAGAGUUUCUGACACUAAAGUGGUAGUUGAAGCCCAGAAGUGUUUGUGCAAUUUGAUUUUCAAUAGUUCAUUUGUGCAAAAGACAUGUUGCAAUAAUGGAUGCAUCGAAGGAAUCAUGUUACGUUUAAGAACUUAUAAAGAUCCUGAUUUGCCUAAUGAUGUUAAAUUCUUUGACAUGAGAAUGUUGUUUUUGCUGACAGCUUUGUGUGCUGAAAUAAGGCCUAAAGUAAGGACUCAGCUUCAUGGUUUGACUUAUCUUAUGGAAGUGUUGGACUUAAUACUGAAAGAUAAUGUUGAAAGCAGUUUACAACAAACACAAAGUACUGAAAAUCGACGCAAGUUCAAUAAAAGUAGCAAAAGAGGCAAGAGUAACCAAAAUGAAGUUGAAAGUUGUUUUGCGCCUUGUCUUGUUGAUAAAGAAGUAGAAAUGGCGUGCGAAGUUUUAAAAGUUCUUUUUAAUCUUACUGUGAAUGUUGAUAAAUACAACAUGGAAGAGGAAGAAGAAGCUCAUUAUAUGAGGCUUGUUAGUAUAUUGCACGAUAUCUUGUUGAGUGAUGCCAAAUCAGCAGAGAAAAAGGAAGAUUUGCAGAGCCACACGAUUGAUCUCCUCACGAAUAUGCCAAUGUCUAGUUAUGAAGAACUUUUAACCCCAGUACUGAAAAUAAAUGAUGCUAAGAAAGACAAUAGUUUUGAAUAUGAUGGAAUGAACAUGGAAGCUGUAUGUGUACUUCUUAACUUCUUAGAGAAAAGACUGGAUAAGCCUCAUAAAACAUAUAAGGAAAUCCUGUCUCCUAUUCUCACUACCUUAAGUGAAUGUGCUCGUUCUCAUAGUACUAUAAGAAAGUUUUUGCGCAAGCGAGUUUUACCUCCUUUAAAAGACGUCAUGAACAGACCAGAAGAAGGAAAUACUUUAAGAAAUAGGUUAGUAAAGUUGAUGACAUCUCCUGUUUUUGAUGUUAAGGAACUCGUUGCCGAUUUCUUAUUCGUUCUAUGCAAAGAAAAUGUUGGGAGACUAAUAAAAUACACUGGAUAUGGAAAUGCUGCUGGUUUGCUGGCUAACCGAGGAUUAAUGCUUGGAGGCAAAGGAAGUACUGUGUACUCAAGUGAAUCAGAAGAUAGUGAUACUGAAGAAUACUUACAGUAUAAAGACAAAAUAAAUCCUGUUCUUGGCUGUUAUCAGGAACCUUCGCCUAACCCGAUGGAAGGUAUGACUGAAGAGCAGAAAGAAUAUGAAGCACUGCAAUUAGUGAACAUGAUGGACAAAAUGUCAAGUUGCUCUUUUAUACUCUGUAGAGAUGGUCUAAUUCAACCAAUGAGGGUGGGGGAGGAUGGUAAACCACAUGCUGUCAGUCAUAUCCUGGAGUUCCAAGAAAAAGGAGCAGCAAAAGCUUCUGCGCCAGGAGACUCCGAUUCAGAUUAGGAGCCAGUCUAGGAGAGAAAGCUCUGAAAAAAGUAUUUUACUCUCUGCAGACGCUCACCAAAUCAAUUCCGUGUCCUCAUCUUUUGUGAUUUGUUUUAAUGUGAGUACAUUUUUUCAGUGUGCAAAUUGUUCGAAUUGUGUAAAGUCUUGCUGCAUGUGAUUACUAAACAUGGUUUACCUUGGAAGAUAAUUUUCUUUAAAAGGUAUCAUUUAUUUGCAUUUGGUAUCAUUUUAUUUGUUUAUUUAAUCAUGAAAAUAUUACAGCAAAUUGGGAACACUAUUUGUAAAAUAAAUUUCUUGUCAUACAUGCAUUCGUGAAUAGAGAAUUUUGUGUACAUGGGACAAAUCUAUAAAUAUGUAUAGCUGUAUUCUGUUUAUUUAUAUGACAGUGCAUAUGUCGCAUUUAAUGUAUAUACAUGUGUAUCUAUAAAAUAUGCAAAUAUAUGCACUUUCCUUUUAAUAUAAUAUGCAUUGAAAACAAAUCACCCAUAUUGAGAUGUGAAAAAAAUUUACUUUUGAAAUUUUGGUACAACAUUUAACAGAUAAUGUGUUGUACAUUAUAUGGUAUCUUUUUAGCUAAUUUUUUGAUAAAACUAGUUAAUGCAUAUAUUAUUAUCAUAACCACUGAGAAUUCGCUUUCCAAACACUGAGACAGAUGCUUAGUAUCUUCAGUGAGGAAAGCUUUUAUUUUAUGAA